Molecule: messenger RNA, 444 nt
Organism: Melampsora larici-populina 98AG31
Lineage: Eukaryota; Fungi; Basidiomycota; Pucciniomycetes; Pucciniales; Melampsoraceae
Exons: 2
Coding region: 1-444 (147 amino acids)
Source: RefSeq, a predicted model, not a curated record
AUGUCUGCUGAACCAGAACAUCCUACUGGACUCUUUAACCCAGGACACGCUGAUGUUGCGGACCUCCCACCACCAGUGCAUAUCUACACCAUACCUCUUAAUCUUCGUUACCUUGUUACUCUUGACUUGCGCGUGCUUCAACAGCGAAUUACCACCGCAGAUGAUCUACGUGAAUUCCUCAAGUGCUUCUAUCACACGAUCCCCCACCUUCGCCAUGCUACUAAGCCUGAACUUAUCGGCUGCUUCAUGUAUUACAUCCUUCCGAUCCUUCAAGCACCCAAAGUCUACGAUGAAGCGCGCGGUAUCAUAUACAGCUUCGAUGUCCCCUUUCAGAUCGAGCUUGCACCUGAACCCGUGGCCGGUAACGCUGGUAAUGAUGGUCACAACGGUGUGGCUACGCUUUUCGACACAUCCAAAGAUAACAUUGAUAUCACCGUGACCUGA